Molecule: messenger RNA, 3915 nt
Organism: Vanrija pseudolonga
Lineage: Eukaryota; Fungi; Basidiomycota; Tremellomycetes; Trichosporonales; Trichosporonaceae
Gene: FANCM
Product: Fanconi anemia group M protein
Exons: 12
Coding region: 1-3885 (1294 amino acids)
Biological process (GO): interstrand cross-link repair; double-strand break repair via synthesis-dependent strand annealing
Molecular function (GO): ATP binding; four-way junction helicase activity; four-way junction DNA binding
Source: RefSeq, a predicted model, not a curated record
AUGUCCGACUACGACGAGUUCGACGCGUUCGAUGUCGACGAGUCAUUCCUCCGCGAGGUGGAGGAAGUCGAAAAGCGUGCAGUGGCGCCUCGUCCACCAGCGAGACCACCAAACGCUGGUGCUGCUGCUCGUGCGGCGGCGCUCAUCUCAUAUGCCGACCCCCAUGCUGGGCCUUCAAGCCGUGCGGCAGCCCUCGGCGUGCGCCCGGCCGCCCCGCCCUCGGAUGAUUACGACAUGACAUUCGAGCUCGAUCCUGCAGCGCUGGCGCAGAUCGACUCUGUCGCGUCAGCCGUGCGUGCGCCUGCCAAUCGAAGACUCGCCAAUGGGACGACGCUGCUCCCCACGACAAGCCGCGACAAGUUUGCGCGCACGACCAGCGGGAGCGCAAUGUUCCAGACGCACUUAGGUUUCCGGAGACAACAACAGUACACCAAGGGCAAGCGGUGGGAUCGCACUGCGUUUGCCGCUUCGGGACGACGCGUCGCUGCGGAGAAGGAGAAGGAGGGGAGGAAGAAGAAGGGGAAGAGGAAGCGCGGGGAGGAGGAGGACGAGGAUGAUGAGGACGAAGAGGAGGAGGACUGGGGAGAACCGCUAGUUCCACCGCCCAAGCCACUUGUCGACAUCUCCAAGCCGUACGGCCCCCAGACGCACCUGUUCAGCCGCUCGACGAUAAAGGACUACAUCUACCCCACGAACCACCCAAAACGCGACUAUCAGUUUGAGAUUAUCCGCGCGUGCUUCACAGACAACUGCCUCGUCGCACUGCCCACGGGCUUGGGCAAGACGUUCAUUGCCGGUGUUGUGAUGCUCAACUGUGGGUUCUUUGAGCUGCUCAAGGCUAACCGGGCAGUCUAUCGCUGGUUCCCGAGCGGGAAGAUAGUUUUCCUCGCACCGACCAAACCGCUCGUUAAUCAGCAGAUCGAGGCCUGUCAGCUCACGUGCGGCAUCCCGAGCGCCGAUGCAGCUGUCAUGACGGGGUCGAGCGUGACCGCCAAGCAACGAGCACGCUUAACCUUGGAGAACGACUUGAAGCGCGGCGCUGUUGACCCCCGCGACAUCGUCCUUGCUGUUUUUGACGAAGCCCACAAGGCAUCCGGCUCCUACUCGUACACCACCAUCCUUGCCUACAUUACGGCCCAUCACCCCUACUUCCGUGUUCUUGCACUUACGGCGACACCCGGAGGCGACGUGCCAAAGGUCCAAGGCGUUGUGGACGCGCUGCACAUUAGCCGAAUCGAGAUUCGCGAGGCUGAGGCUCCGGAGAUUCGCAAGUACAUGAACGAGAAGGUGGGCAGACCAAGACGAGACCGUGCUGAUGGGCAGAAAACCGAUAAGCAUGUGGUCAGAAUGAGCCCAGUAAUUGUGGAGUUUAGGGACCGCUGGGCAACGGUGAUGAAACCGUUCAUUGCCAAGUUGGUCGAACGGAACAUCCUCACCGAACGCGACUUGGAUGCCAAGCGGCUGCGACCAUUCCGUUUGACGGCGAAGCGCAUGGAGCUUAGCCGUGACCGCAGCAGCGGGGCAACCUGGGCUUUCGGGCCUCUCAACAACCUUGAGAAAAUGGCACGAGCCAUGUUGCAUUUGCUCGAGUUCUCUCUAGGCAUGUUCCACACCACACUCUUGGAGAUCUCUGGCGGAUCAGCGGCGACUGGCAAGAAGGGCAACACCAAAGCUGGGGCCAACUCGAUCCGUACCAAUAUCGAGUUCCAGCGCCUGACGCGUGAUGUUGAGGGGGAACUCAACGAUAUCCGUCAGCACACCGACGGCAAGAUGGCUGCCGACCGCCACCCCAAGAUGGUGAAGACACUUGAGCUGCUUCUUGCACAUUUUGCUCAGGCCGAAGAUGACGAGAAGACGCAUGGCGUGAAGAGCAAUACCCGAGCGAUGGUCUUCUGCUCAUUUCGUGAAUGUGUCCUUGAGAUUGUGGAUAUGCUCAACGAACAUCCGGACCUCCUUCGUGCCACCAAGUUCGUCGGCCAGUCACAAGGCAAGCAGCUGGUAGAUAAGGGCUUCAACCAGAAGGAGCAGAAGAGUACCAUCAACGAGUUCAAAGAGGGCAAGUUCAACAUCCUUGUGUCGACGUCCAUCGGUGAGGAGGGCUUGGAUAUCGGCGAGGUCGACUUUGUGAUCAUCUACGACAUGCCGAAACAAGCCAUCAAGCUGCUCCAACGUGUUGGCCGAACUGGGCGUAAACGUGACGGUAACGUCCAUGUGCUCAUGUCCGAAGGGCGUGAGGAGUUCAACCACGAAGCUGCUCAGCAAACGCACCGCGAAAUCCAGGAGGAGAUUCUUCACAGCCGCAACCUCGAGCUGUUUGAAGAUGUCGAGCGACUUCUGCCUCCUGGGCCGCUCCCUGCGGUCUUGGAGCAAGAAAUGGAGGUGGAUCCUUGGGACCCUGCGGACCAGAAACAGAAGGUCAAGCUCGCCGCUGCCUCCCAGAAGCCGACAAACACGAAGUCAACGACGGCAAAGCGUGGUCACGACAUUCCCGAUGAUGCUCACAAGGGCUUCAAGACGGUCGCUGAACUCUUGAAAGAGUCGGCUGCCAAGAAGAAGCGAUCACGAAAGGCGGAUCCGUUGUCAGACGAGUCCGAGGAAGAAGUCAUCGACCUAUCUGGGAGACUUGAGAGCGACAAUGAGGACGAGGAUGACACCGAACUACUGUAUGGCAACGUUGCCACGUCACGCAUGGGCAGCGGCCCCUCUCAGAAGGUAGCGCGCGCCCGGGGAGCGAAGAAAGCGAGGUUGGGUUCCCGGUCCUCAUCAGGCGCCACGAGCUCCGCCAAAUCCAAGAAGAGCCAGGCCGAGGAGGCAAGACGAUUGGAAGAAGCGGAACGACUCGAGGAGAAGCAGCGUGAAGAGGAGCGGCGCCAAGAGUUAAACAGAAGUGCCCUCGAGUUCUUCAGAACUCAGGGGCUUCCUAGAAACCGCACGCCGUCGCCGACCAAGAGCAGCCCGGGUCGAUGCACCCCGCCGUCCUCACCUCACGCGCAUGACCAGGUUAACGGCAAUGGUACUCGGCUCAGCCCUAGUAUCGCGGCUGCAGCUGGGUUCAGUCAACUUGACGGCAUAUGGGACGACGACGACGAAGACCUCGGCAACGUGUUCACGCAAAGGUCUCCUCCGCCGUCACCACCUCAAACUACAAUGUUACCUCCGGCCACUGCGCAGGCUCAGCGGACAGCACCACUCGUGCCCAGCCGCUCGACCGACCAGAUGCCCCCGCCACCUGUCCCUCACACUCCUUUCACUGGCGGUACCAGGCGAUUCAACGACUCACCGAUGGCGCAGUCACCGUUUGCGAGCGGUGGUGCGACACAGUUCCCCGUCCGCCGGCCUGGGCACCGGGCCAUGCCACUAUUCAUCCCGUCCAGCGAUCCACCUGACGAGAGUCCCGGGCCCCGUCCCCUUCAACGUCUGCGGCGGCGGGUGACGAGUUCGAGCCCGGCAGGAGGAGAGCCUGCUGUUGCCCCGCCCCGUGCUCGGCGACCAAGGCAAGCGCCAGGGGCUGUCCGCCAGAUGCUUGACCUCGAUGCCGGUGUAUCAGGAUCAGAGUCCUCGGACGAGGCGUCGUCAGACGAGGAGACGAAAGAGGACCGCCUUUUCGCGGAUGACUUUCAGGCGACCCAGGCACCGGCCGGGUACAACCAGCGUGCCGUGUACGCUGCUGGUCUUUCGACGCAAGUUGGGUCCCGAAUGGGCCUGCAGUUCCGCAACAGCCGCGACGAGCGACACCAGGCGUUCCUCGGCAAGGCGAGGGCGCCCGUGCUGGUAUCCGACGAGGAACGAAGCAGCGACAACGAAUAUGAGCUCGGCAGUUUCGUGUGCGACGACGAGGACGUGUCAUUUGUCUCGCAAAGCGAUCCUCUUGGGAGUGGCCUGUAAGCAAUAGUCGUUACAUGCAUGUGCUAGCGG